UUCUGGAAUCUUCCCCUUCCGUUCCCUUCUCUCCCUCUAGUCUUCGCCACCGAGCGACUCUCUCUUUUUCUGCGUGUCUCUGAAUAUUGUGAGGACAGAGAAAAAAACAGUGGAAAUGGAGAGGUACUUGAAGGACUUCGAGGUGGAGAACAAGAAUCCUUCGGAGGAAGCUAUUCGGAGAUGGAGAAACGCCGUCGCGCUCGUCAAGAAUCCUCGCAGGAGGUUCCGCUACGUCGCCGAUCUCGCUAAGCGGUCCGAGGCCGAGAAGAAGAAGCGUGAAAUCCAGGAAAAGAUUCGAGUUUCUCUUUACGUUCAGCAAGCAGCACUGCAGUUUAUUAAAGCUCGUGCUGGUGAUCGAUCCAAUGAAAAGCCAGGACAGGAUGAAUACAAGCUGUCUGAAGAUGCCAGAACUGCAGGUUUCAGCAUUCACCCAGAUGAACUUGCAUCCAUCACGUGUGGCAGUGAUAUUAAGGCCUUGAAAAUGCAUGGUGCUGGUGAUCGAUCGAAUGAAAAGCCAGGACAGGAUGAAUACAAGCUGUCUGAAUAUGCCAGAACUACAGGUUUCAGCAUCCACCCAGAUGAACUUGCAUCCAUCACGUGUGGCCGUGAUAUUAAGGCCUUGAAAAUGCAUGGUGCUGGUGAUCGAUCCAAUGAAAAGCCAGGACAGGAUGAAUACAAGCUGUCUGAAGAUUCCAGAACUGCAGGUUUCAGCAUUCAUCCAGAUGAACUUGCAUCUGUCACGCAUGGCCAUGAUAUUAAGGCCUUGAAAAUGCAUGGUGCUGGUGAUCGAUCCAAUGAAAAGCCAGGACAGGUUGAAUACAAGCUGUCUGAAGAUGCCAGAACUGCAGGUUUCAGCAUUCACGCAGAUGAACUUGCAUAUAUCACGUGUGGCCAUGAUAUUAAGGCCUUGAAAAUGCAUGGUGCUGAUGAUCAAUCCAAUGAAAAUCCAGGACAGAUUGAAUACAAGCUGUCUGAAGAAGCCAGAACUGCAGGUUUCAGCAUUCACCCAGAUGAACUUGCUUCUAUCACGUGUGGCCAUGAUAUUAAGGCCUUGAAAAUGCAUGGUGGAAUUCAUGGGAUUUUAAGAAAAGUCUGUGUGUCGCUAGAUGGAGGAGUCAAAAAUAGUAACAUACCAAUCAGGCAAAAUGUUUAUGGCUUAAACCGCUAUACGGAGAAACCUCCCCAAACAUUUUUUGAGUUUGUAUGGGAGGCCCUACAAGACGUAACAUUAAUUAUCCUUAUGGUAUGCGCUGUGGUUUCAAUAGGAGUUGGAAUUGCCACUGAGGGGUGGCCAAAAGGCAUGUACGAUGGUGUGGGAAUUUUAAUUAGUAUAGUUUUAGUGGUUGUGGUUACUGCCGUCAGUGACUAUAGACAGUUGUUGCAAUUCAAGGAUUUGGACAGGGAGAAGAAAAAGAUUUUCGUUCAGGUCACUAGGGAUAAAAAAAGACAAAAAGUUUCCAUUUAUGACUUGGUUGUUGGAGAUAUUGUCGAUUUGUCAAUGGGGGACCAAGUUCCAGCUGAUGGGAUUUUCAUAUCAGGAUACUCUUUGCUGAUUGAUGAGUCAAGCUUGUCAGGUGAGAGUGAGCCGGUGAAUGUAUAUGAAGAGAAGCCUUUUCUUCUUUCAGGAACUAAAGUGCUGGAUGGGUCAGGUAUAAUGCUGGUGACAACAGUUGGUAUGAGAACUGAAUGGGGAAAGUUGAUGGAAAUUCUGAGUGAAGGAGGAGAAGAUGAGACCCCGCUGCAGGUAAAGCUGAAUGGUGUUGCUACAUUUAUUGGUAAAAUUGGUCUGACUUUUGCUGUGUUGACAUUUUUCGUAUUGGCAGUGAGAUUUUUGGUGGAAAAAAUACUUAACAACGAGAUCACUGAUUGGUCUUCAACUGAUGCAGUAAUCCUAUUGAACUACUUCACUAUUGCGGUAACUAUAAUUGUUGUUGCAGUUCCCGAAGGAUUACCAUUGGCAGUGACGCUGAGCCUUGCUUUUGCUAUGAAAAAGUUAAUGAAUGAUAGGGCACUCUUAAGGCAUCUCUCAGCAUGUGAGACAAUGGGUUCUGCUAGUUGCAUUUGCACAGAUAAAACAGGGACAUUAACCACAAACCACAUGGUAGUUAACAAGAUAUGGAUAUGUGAAAAACCUUUAGAUGUAAAAGGUAAUGAGAGUAAAGAAAUAUUGAAUUCAGAAAUAUCUGGAGCAUCAAGCAUCCUUUUACAGGUUAUAUUCCAAAAUACAAGCUCUGAGGUUGUUAAGGAAGAUGAUGGAAGGACCUCCAUUUUGGGGACACCAACAGAGUCAGCAUUAUUAGAAUUUGGUUUACUUUUGGGUGGCAAUUUUGAUGCUGUGCGCAGAGAGGUUAAUAUUCUUAAGGUUGAACCUUUCAGUUCUGUGAGGAAGAAAAUGUCUGUGCUUGUGGCUGAUCCUCAUGGUGGGAAACGAGCCUUUUGCAAAGGUGCAUCAGAAAUAGUACUGGGAAUGUGUAACAAAUUUAUUGACUUUAAGGGAGAAUCUGUUAUUCUCUCCCGAGAACAGGUAAAGAAUAUCACGGAUGUCAUUAAUUCUUUUGCUUCUGAAGCCUUGCGAACGCUCUGCUUGGCUUUCAAAAAUAUAGAUGACUCUUCCAUCGAAAAUGACAUCCCAGAUGAUGGCUAUACAUUGAUAGCAGUUGUUGGUAUCAAGGAUCCUGUGCGCCCUGGGGUCAAGGAUGCAGUUCAAACUUGUUUAGCUGCUGGAAUAACCGUACGAAUGGUCACUGGUGACAAUAUAAAUACGGCUAAAGCCAUAGCUAAAGAAUGCGGCAUACUCACAGAGGAUGGUUUAGCCAUAGAAGGACAGGAGUUUCGUAACAUGUCUCUUGAGCAGAAGAAAGCUGUUAUACCGAGAAUUCAGGUGAUGGCUCGGUCUUUACCAUUGGAUAAGCACACCUUCGUGAAAACUCUGAGACAUGAAUUUGGUGAGGUAGUUGCAGUGACUGGCGAUGGGACUGACGACAGUCCUGCUUUGCUUGAGGCAGACAUUGGACUUGCUAUGGGCACAGCAGGAACAGAGGUUGCCAAGAAAAGUGCUGAUGUCAUCAUAUUGGAUCACAAUUUUAAGACUAUAGUAAAUGUGGUCAAGUGGGGACGUUCAGUGUACAUAAACAUUCAAAAGUUUGUGCAGUUUCAGUUGACAGUUAACGCUGUUGCUCUAAUAAUCAAUUUUGUUUCUGCAUGUGUCUCAGGAUCUGCUCCCCUUACGGCUGUGCAAUUGCUUUGGGUCAGCAUGAUUAUGGACACUCUUGGGGCAUUGGCACUUGGAACAGAGCCUCCAAAUGAUGGACUUAUAAAAAGGCCCCCUGUUGGGAGGGGUACAAGCUUCAUAACUAAAGCCAUGUGGAGGAAUAUCAUUGGCCAGAGUAUCUAUCAACUGAUUGUCCUUGGAGUUCUCAAUUUCUAUGGUAAACAGCUACUUGGACUUUCUGGUUCAGAUGCAACUGAAGUUCUAGGCACACUGAUAUUCAACGCAUUUGUGUUUUGCCAGUUGUUUAAUGAGAUAAACAGCCGUGACAUAGAGAAGAUAAACAUAUUCGUGGGCAUGUUUGACAGCUGGGUAUUCCUAAGCGUCUUGGUUUGCACAGUGGCCUUCCAAGUUAUCAUAGUAGAGUUCUUGGGAGCUUUUGCUAGCACUGUUCCACUAAGCUGGCAACUAUGGUUUCUCUGCAUUUUACUUGGAUCAGUUAGCAUGCUUGUUGCAGUUGUGCUCAAGAACCCUCACAGAAGGUUCCACUUUGUCGCCAAUCUCGAUAAGCGAUCAGAGGCUGACAAGAAGAAGCGUUAAAUCCAUGUAUUGACGGUCUACAAGACUUCAAGAUAUGACCCCUUGUACACAAACUCAAGAUCCGCUAUGAGCACAUUUAUAGACAGAUAUAGGUAUUCAAGUCACAUAACCAUU
Messenger RNA from Prunus mume (Japanese apricot), 3922 nucleotides. The record is from RefSeq and is a predicted model, not a curated record. NCBI's taxonomy places the organism in Eukaryota, Viridiplantae, Streptophyta, Magnoliopsida, Rosales, Rosaceae.